UGUACAUGUUCUGUCUAUUAUCUCUUCUCUUUCAAGAGGCGUCAUGGCAACGCAGAUAUAAUUUUCUGUCUACACGCCAGGCGUGUGUCUGGCUUCUCACAACCUGCGCGUGUCUUUCAAGUCCACUUUCCUUGAGUCUCCACAUCCGUGUGUCACUGGAAUCCCGCAACAAACGUCCGCAUUUGCUCUCCUAUUUUCACGUCCACAGUUCUGAACGUUCAGUUUGUGCGCAGUGCGCAAAGCAGGCUGUGCGAUGGCUUUCCAACUUGGCCUAGUUGACGUCGCCAUUAUUACUGUGACUGCUUACUUUCUGCUGUACAUGUAUGCUUCAAGGUACAGAAACUAUUGGAAAAGUCAGAAUGUGGUACACGAGAAGUUUUCUUUGAUGUUCGGUCCUGCCAAGAGACUGCUGUUGAAGCCAGUCUGCUUAAGUGACCAGGAGAGAUACAAGAAAUAUGGACGACUGUUUGGCGCCUACGAGCGAGGGAAACCCUGUCUCUUUGUCGCCGAGCCUGAUUUGAUAAAGCAGAUUUUGGUCAAGGACUUCCAGCAUCUGCCGAAUAGGAUGUUACAGCGAACAUCAAACCCCCUCGUGGACAGCAUGAUGGUCAUAGCAGCCGCGGAGCGUUGGCGAACAAUCCGCCCGGCUACUACCCCAGCAUUCUCGACUGGGAAGCUACGUAAAAUGAAUGCGAUGAUUCAAGAUUGUGCGAGGAUCACGAGUACGCAUCUCGAAGAAGCGGCCGAGAAAAAUCAGGACAUCGAUGUGAAAUGGUUCUUUGGUCACUACUCACUUGAUGUGAUCGCAAGGUGCGCGUUCGGCACGAGACUUGACUCCCACACAGACUCCACCAAUGAGUUUGUGGCAGAAGUUAAUAAGACAUUUUCUGCAAGAAGGAUGUCCUGGAGGGUGCUUGUUGCAACGCUUUUUGCAGAACUGGCAAGGUGCUUUCGGUUUAGUAUAGAAACCGAUGGUGAGUUCGAGUACUUCAAGAAUGUUUGUCAACGCAUCAUAAACGAAAGGCGCCAGGCAGGCCACCGUCAUGAAGAUUUUUUACAGCUCAUGAUGGAUGCCCAAGAAGGUACACUGACUUCUGAUGAAGAUAGCUCAGCGGAAAACGAGAACAGGGUGUUUGAGGUUGGUUCUGAGACUGAGCUGGCAUCGGCAAAUAGUAGUAACCGUCUGACUGAAAUCGAAGCCAUGGCGCAAUGUGUGCUCUUCUUCUUGGCUGGUCAGGAGACUACAUCGACAACGAUAGCCUUCACCGCGUACCUGCUUGCUCUUAAUCCCAACGUCCAAGAAAAACUCCGAAAAGAAGUGGACGAGUGCAUCGCGAAAAAUGGCCCGGAGCCCAGCUUUGACACCAUAUCCAAGCUGAAAUACCUGCACUGCGUGGUAUCGGAAGCGCUGCGCUUGUACCCGCCAUCAACAAGACUUGAACGGUCUGGCUACGAUGAUUACGUCCUUGGUGACACAGGAAUCAAGCUUCCGAAAGAUGGCUCUAUUAUUAUCCCGAUUUAUGCGAUGCAUCACGACCCGGCAAUGUUUCCUGAUCCUGACAGCUUCACACCUGAAAGAUUUAGUGACGAGAAUGUGGAGUCCAUCCGGCCGUACAGUUAUCUUCCUUUUGGUGCUGGGCCACGGAACUGCAUUGGGAUGCGCCUCGCGCUUCAGUCCGUCAAGCUCUGCCUGCUUCAUUCUCUGCAUAGAGUUCAGUUUGUUCUCACGGAGAAGACAAAGGUUCCCUUGAAGGUUAAGAAAGGCCGUGGUGUCUUGACAGCAGAAGACAUCACUGUUGGAAUACGGAGAAGGCCAGAUUCACAAGUCUAGGUGUGCUCUCACAAAAACGUAAAUGCUCACUGUGUACUGUGUGGUGAUGCCAAUAUGGGAAUAUGUCUAUCGUGGAAAAUAUAAAUACAGCUUUUGCGCGAAAGCAAAA
Messenger RNA from Dermacentor silvarum, 1940 nucleotides. RefSeq names its product cytochrome P450 3A24-like. The transcript is spliced from 14 exons. Gene Ontology annotation, molecular function: heme binding; oxidoreductase activity, acting on paired donors, with incorporation or reduction of molecular oxygen; iron ion binding. NCBI's taxonomy places the organism in Eukaryota, Metazoa, Arthropoda, Arachnida, Ixodida, Ixodidae. Bases 254 to 1831 code for a protein of 525 amino acids. The record is from RefSeq and is a predicted model, not a curated record.